AUGGCCAGGAGAAAGAAAUGCUUGAUUCUAGGAUUGCUUGCAUUUUUAGUGGCUGGCUUGGGCGUUGAAAGCAAAGAAGAGAACGACGAACAGACCUGUCGGUUGCUGGGCAAGUUUGAUUUGAAUGGGUAUGUAGAUGCCAAAAACCACACGCUUGUUAUUGGAGGACUGUUUCCUAUCCACUCCAGGGUCAUCCCAGCAAACGAGUCUGUUUGGGAGCCAGUAUCAGCAAAAUGUGAAGGAUUUAACUUCUGGGGAUUCCGCUGGAUGAAAACCAUGAUCCACACCAUCAAGGAGAUUAAUAACAGGACAGAUAUUUUGCCCAACAUCACUCUGGGCUAUCAGAUCUUUGAUAACUGUUACACCAUCUCCAAAUCGAUGGAGGCAGCUUUGGUAUUCCUGACAGGGCAGGAGGAAAACAGGCCUAAUUUUAGAAACAGCACUGGAGCCCUUCUGGCAGGAGUUGUUGGAUCAGGCGGCUCGUCCCUAUCAGUCGCUGCUUCGAGACUUCUAGGGUUGUAUUAUAUCCCUCAGGUGGACUAUGCCUCUACUUGUUCAUAUCUUAGUGACAAAUACCAGUUUCCAUCUUACAUUCGCACAGUAGCCAGUGAUAAGUUCCAGUCAACAGCCAUGGUAAAACUUAUCCAACACUUUGGCUGGGUCUGGAUAGGCACUAUAGCAGCUGAUGAUGAUUAUGGAAAAUAUGGAGUAAAAGUUUUUAAGGAAAUACUGAAGGGUGCCAACCUCUGUAUUGCAUUCUCUGAAAUCAUUCCCAAAGUCUAUUCCAAUGAGAAAAUGCAAAAAGUUGUUAAUGCUCUAAAGAACUCCACUGCCAGGGUCAUUGUGCUUUACGUAUCUGAUAUUGACCUCAGUCCUUUUGUGCUGGAGAUAGUUUACCAUAACAUAACCGACAGAACAUGGAUAGCGAGCGAAGCCUGGAUCACCUCAACUCUCAUCGCAAAGCCAGAAUAUUUCCCAUACUUUGGUGGAAGUAUUGGAUUUGCAAUACCUAGAACUGAUAUACCAGGAUUAAAGGAGUUUCUUUAUGAUAUACAUCCUAGCAAGGAUCCAAAUGAUGUCCUGACCAUUGAAUUCUGGCAAACUGCUUUUCAUUGUACAUGGCCCAAUAGCAGUGUUCCGUACAAUAUCGACCACAGAGAGAAUAUGACAGGUAAAGAGGACAGAUUAUACGCCAUGUCUGAUAAAUUCUGCACUGGAGAGGAGAAGCUGGAGGAUCUUGAAAAUACCUACCUGGAUGUAUCUCAGCUAAGAAUUACAAACAACGUCAGACAAGCUGUGUAUGCCUUGGCUUAUGCCAUGUAUCAUUUAAGUAGAUGUGAAGAAGGAAAGGGGCCGUUUAUUCCAGGAGAGAGUUGUGCAUAUCUACCUGACUUUGAGCCCUGGCAGUUAAUGCACUAUUUGAAGACACUUAGGUUUACAACCCAUGAUGGAGUAAGAAUAGAAAUUGAUAAUAAUGGAGAUGUGACUGGAUACUAUGAUAUUCUAAAUUGGCAACUAAAUGAUGAUGGUGAGAUUGCCUUUGUGAAGGUUGGAGAAUUUAUAUUCACACAGUCUAAGUAUGAACUUGUGAUGGAAGAGAAUGCAAGAGUAUUUUGGAACACAGAGUCAUCAGAGCUUCCUUAUUCAGUGUGUACUGAUGUGUGUCUUCCUGGGACCCGGAAGGGGAUUCGUCAGGGAGAACCGAUAUGCUGCUUUGACUGCAUCCCAUGUGCAGAUGGACAUGUAUCACGGGAAGCAGGUCAAAGGGAGUGUGAUCAAUGUGGUGAAGACUAUUGGUCAAAUACACAAAAGAAUGAGUGUGUGCUGAAAGAGGUGGAAUUCCUUGCUUAUGAAGAGGCCUUGGGAUUCACACUUGUCAUCCUCUCUAUCUUUGGGGCACUUGUGGUCUUGGCAGUCACAGUUGUGUAUGUGAUAUACAGGGACAUGCCCCUUGUGAAUGCCAAUUUCCGGGAGCUGAGCUUUCUCAUUCAGGUUUCUCUUGUCAUCAUACUGCUGUCUUCCAUGCUUUUCAUUGGGAAGCCAUACAACUGGUCUUGCAUGGCCCGCCAAGUCACUCUAGCAUUUGGCUUUUCUCUUUGCCUCUCUUGCAUUCUAGGAAAGACUAUUUCAUUGUUUUUAGCUUACAGAAUUUCUAAAUCCAAAACCCGACUUACAUCCAUCCACCCCGUCUAUCGGAAAAUCAUAGCGCUAAUCUCUGUUCUAGUUGAGAUCUGCAUAUGCACAGCCUACUUGAUAUGGGAACCCCCAAGAGUGUACAAGAACAUGGAAUCACAAAAUAUAAAGAUCAUUCUGGAAUGCGAUGAAGGUUCCAUAGAAUUUUUAUGCACCAUAUUUGGGAUUGACGUCUUCCUGGCCUUGCUAUGCUUUCUUAUGACCUUUGUGGCUCGAUGGUUGCCAGAUAAUUACUAUGAAGAAAAAUGCAUCACCUUUGGGAUGUUAGCCUUUUUCAUUGUCUGGAUCUCUUUUGUCCCUGCUUACUUGAGCACCAAAGGCAAGUUCAAAGUGGCUGUAGAAAUAUUUGCCAUCUUGGCAUCCAGCUAUGGUUUGUUGGGUUGCAUAUUUGCUCCCAAGUGUUUCAUUAUUCUGCUGAGACCAAAGAGGAACACCGAUGAAACUGUUGGUAGAAGAGUCCCUACUGCAGAUAAGACCAACCAACUAACUUCAGCCUCCAUGAGCAGUGAGCUGAACAAUACCACAGUGUCGAACAUUGCUCUGGAUGACUAG
Molecule: messenger RNA, 2745 nt
Organism: Choloepus didactylus (southern two-toed sloth)
Lineage: Eukaryota; Metazoa; Chordata; Mammalia; Pilosa; Megalonychidae
Product: vomeronasal type-2 receptor 1-like
Exons: 6
Coding region: 1-2745 (914 amino acids)
Biological process (GO): G protein-coupled receptor signaling pathway
Cellular component (GO): membrane
Molecular function (GO): G protein-coupled receptor activity; olfactory receptor activity
Source: RefSeq, a predicted model, not a curated record